Gaeumannomyces tritici R3-111a-1 is the source of this 2523-nucleotide messenger RNA. RefSeq lists its product as hypothetical. Gene Ontology annotation, molecular function: DNA binding; zinc ion binding; DNA-binding transcription factor activity, RNA polymerase II-specific. Gene Ontology annotation, biological process: DNA-templated transcription; regulation of DNA-templated transcription. The coding region runs from base 1 to 2304 and encodes 767 amino acids. Gene Ontology annotation, cellular component: nucleus. The transcript is spliced from 5 exons. NCBI's taxonomy places the organism in Eukaryota, Fungi, Ascomycota, Sordariomycetes, Magnaporthales, Magnaporthaceae. The record is from RefSeq and is a predicted model, not a curated record.
AUGGGGGCCUGGCAAGACGGCACGGGGAAGAGCCCGGUUGCCCUCGAGCCGCCGACGAGACCGGCCACAGCUGUCGUGCAACCUGUGCCGCCAGAGAAAACGGCCGCCCCUCUUUCCAGGUUGCGCUGCGACCGGCAGCUCCCCUGCACCAACUGCGCUAAGCGUGUCAUGGGCUCGUCUUGCUCGUAUCAGACUUGGCCUCCGCAGACGGCAGGGGCGAGGGUCGGGGACGCGUCACAGUCGACCGACCUGACGCCGCAGGACCGUAUCAGAUACCUGGAGCAGCAGCUGGUCGGCCUGGCACGGUCCCAGCGGCAGCAGCACCACCACCCCCACGUGCCGAGGCCGCCAAGGGACCAGGCUCCCAGCGGCCCGUCGACCCCUAGCGCGGCCUCGCCCGCCACGACAGGUCCUUGCGGCCCCUCGUCGCCCGCCGAGUCAGACUGCGGGAGCACCCGACUAACCAGAUCCGGAACGAGCUACGUCAACAGCGCACACUGGGCCGCCGUGCUCGACGGCAUCGACGACCUAAAGGGCCACUUGGAGGAUGAGAGGCCGCCGCCGCAACACGGCACACCGGUCGAAAACGGCCCGCUGCUGUUCGGCGAGGCCCCCGCGCCCCGGCUCAGCGGGCCGCAGCUGCUUUACGGAUGCUCCGCGAUGGCCACCAAGGAGGAGAUCCUGGCGUCGGUCCCCACGCGGCCCUUCGUCGACCAGCUGAUUUCGUGCUACUUUAACUCGUUCGAAUUGUCGCCAGCUGUCCUACAUAGCGGCCAGUUUCUGCACGAGUACGAAGAGUUCUGGAAGCGCCCGUCGGCGAGCCCCAUCGUCUGGGUCGGCCUCUUGUUCACGCUCAUGUGCCUGGCCAGCCAGUUCCAGCGCCACCGGCUCGAUCCGGGCGAGCAGACGCCCCAGAUGGUGUCGGCGCGGCGGCACCUGCAGGACCGGGUCGAGGCGUUCCAGCAGCGCGCGGUGCAGUGCCUCGUCGUGGGCGACUACAUCCGGGGCGGGCCGCACGUGCUCGAGACGCUGGUGCUGUACCUGGCCGCGGAGCUGUUCCGCAGCAGCGACGCCGAGCCGGGCAUGUGGAUACUCGUGGGCACCAUGACGCAGCUCGCCACUCGCAUGGGCUACCACCGCGACCCCCGCCACUUUGCCGGCUUGAGCCCUCUGGCCGCCGAGAUGCAUCGGCGCGUGUGGAUGACCAUGGUCGAGAUCGACCUCGGCGUCUCGGCCCAGAUGGGCCUGCCCCGCACCAUCAGGCCGUGGCAGGCCGACACGGCCGAGCCCGCGAACCUGCUUGAUCGUGAUCUGGACCUUACCGCGCGCGAGCUCCCGCCGCCGCGGCCCGAGACGGACCUGACGCCCAUCCUGUUCCGCAUCGUGCGCGCCCGCAUCUCAAGGGUCAUGGGCGCCAUCUGGGACCUGGCCACGGGCGCGCGCCCGCACCGGCACGCCGACGUGCUGAGCCUGGACGCGGACCUCGAGGCGGCGCACGCGGCCAUCCCCGAGUGCCUGCGCUGGCGCUCGGGCGCCCUCUGCAUCGCCGACCCGCCCCAGGCCGUCAUGCAAAAGGUCAUGCUCGAGAUCAACGUGCACCGCGCCCGCGUCGUGCUGCACCGCGGGUACGUGCGCCCGCCCGCCGGGGAUGCGCGGCAAUACGGUUGCUCCCGCCACAAGUGCCUGGGGGCCGCGCUGCGGCUGCUCGAGUUCCAGGAGAUGCUGCGCGAGCAGACGGAGCCGCUGGGCCAGCUGAGCCAGGAGCGCUGGCGCGUGUCGUCGCCCGUCACGCACCACUUCCUCCUCGCCGUCAGCGUGCUGUGCUACUACCUGCAGCAGGCGCACGGCGGGGACGACGACGAUGAUGAGAACGGUGACGAUCACGACGAGAGCUGCGACGACAGGGUCGACAUCACCAGGAGCGCAAUCCGCGACGCCCUGAGGAGGUCCCACGACAUCUGGGCCCGGUCCAGCGGGCUGUCCAGGGAGGCGCAAAAGGCGGCCAAGGCGCUGAGCGUGGUGCUGGGAAUCGAGAGCUCGGCCCAGGCUGCUGCUGCUGCUGAUCCUGAUCCUGACACGCGCGCCACGCCCUAUCCGGCGGCGUCGACGCCGGCGGCGCAUGCCAACGUGGGAGAGCUGUAUCAAGAAAACGCUCCCGACUUCGGCUUCAACUUUCCAGUGUUCAACGAGAUGUUGUGUGCGAGCUGGCCGGGCCAGGAGGCGUUGGAGCCUAUGGCAUUUUUAACGUUGGCACCGGCAGCGACGGACAUGGACGCGGGAACAGCGAACUGGACGUGUAAUUAGCGACUCCGUGGGGGCUGUCAAGGCGGUUAAAUAGAAGGACACCCCCUGCCACCUCUGCCAAGAUGGAAAAGCACUAACGUGGUUCACAUGUGAGCGACACACCCACACCCAGCCUCCGGUUAAUUGAUUUUGGCGGCGCUUCGGAUGCUUAACUUUGGAUCCGAAUUAAUGGCUUGAAGGGCCAGAAUGAUCUAGCUUUUGUUACUUGUGUUCACCAUU